AUGUCCGCCGCCUCCACCGAGUCCCGUAAACCCCUCCCUCUCCCAUGUCUGCUCUACUCUUCACCAAAUUUUGCUGUCCCGCGGCGGCCGACGCUUUACUACGGAUUUGUCCCUUUUUUUUUAUGGGUUUGUUUCUUCGCAGCGGAGAGCCCGGAGCGGCGGUGGCGGCGAUCGGAGGCGGUUGCGUGGCUGCGGUCGCUGCUGGCGGGCUCUGUCCUGCCUCUGCCCCCGCCUCACGCGUCCGACGACGACCUACGGGCCGCUCUCGCCGACGGCGCGAUCCUCGGCGCGGCGCUCCGCAGGCUCGGCUGUGCUUCUACGCCCGACCAGGGCGGAGCCUCAGCGGCGGCGGCGGCGGGGAGUGAUGUCGAGAGGUUCGUCGCGGCAGUGGAGCGCCUGGAACUUCCCAGCUUUGCCGCCUCUGACCUUGACAAGGGCCCAAUGUCAGCUGUCAUAGUCUGUCUUCUUGCACUGAGGGAUCGGUUUGGUUCCAAUGUUGGGGAAGGCUUGCAUUGUAGCCUUGAAGGAAAAUUUAGGAUGCGCAGCAUGGAGCUUCCCAUAAGGGAGAACGGCCAUUGUACUCAAAAUUCUGAGUUUGGAGAAAAGGUGAAAGGGAGCAUACCAAAGGUCUCCAGAAGUCCAGCUACGCCAGAACCAUCAUCAUCUCCAUUAUCAAGGCCUGAACUAUCUUAUAUUUCAAGGCACACUGGACACAAUUUUCAUGAAGUAUUCCAUCUGAGACAAGGAAUUUACUCUGACAUGCCUAUUUCUAAAAUUUUGGAGAUGAUGAAAUCCACCAACUUGGAUAAUGCCCCUACUCAGUCACUUCUGAGUUUUGUGAAUGGCGUCCUUGAUGAGAUCAUUGAGAAUAAGAAUGGAGAAAUUCCUUAUCAUAUCGCUUGCUUGUUGAGAAAGGUAAUACUGGAGAUUGAACGCCGCAUUUCAACUCAGGCAGAACACAUAAGAAAUCAAAAUAACCUUAUCAGAGCACGUGAAGAGAAAUAUAAAUCAAGGAUAAGAGUACUAGAGGCACUUGCAAGCAGGACAGGAGGACAAAUACAAAUAAACUCAAGUGCAGCAAAUGGAAAAAUAAAUGUUGAAGAUCAUGUGCUCCAGAUGAAGAUAGACAAAAGCAGAACUGAAGAAAGAGGAUUAGUUGACAAAGAUAUGUCAAGCUUGAUGACUGAGAAGGAAGAUGUAACUAGAUUGACAAAGGAUAAGGAAGAUAUGGCUAGGCUGUUGAAAGAUAAGGAAGAUAUAAUAAGAUUGAUGAAGGAGAAGGAAGAAAUGGUUAUGCUGAUUAAGGAGAAAGACGAGAUGGUUACCUUGAGGAAGGGGAACAUUGAUGGCAGAGAUCAGUCAGCAGAUGCACUUGUGGACAAAUCAACUAAAUAUAACGAUGAAACCAUUAGGAUGAUGAAGGAGAAAGAAGAUAAUACUAACAAUACAAUUAUGAAACUAAAGAGCGAAUUGGAAGCUGUAAAAUCAUCAUAUAAAGAGAACCACAACCAGUUAGAAUCUACAAAGGAGGAGGUGCUUAAGCUUCAAAAGGACAAGGAGAAUAGUGACAAUAUAAUAUCAAAACUCAGGCAAGAGCUUUCAUUAGCACGGGAAUCUCAUAAGACACAUAUUCAAGAACUGGAGAGUAGUGCUUUGCAGGCAAGCAAAUGCUUUGAACAUAGAAUAAAAGAAGUAGAUCUAAUGCUCGAAGAUUCUAGAAAGAAAAGAAGAGAUCUGGAGGAAGUGUUAGCAUCUAGAAUGGAUACUUGGAAGCAGAAGGAAAUCAUGGUGAACCAAUUUUUAGGUCUACAAAUACAGAACAUCCAGGAUUUGAGGUUAUCUUCUGUUUCCAUUAGGCAUGAAAUCCAAAACUGCCAGAAAAGAUGGUCCGAAGAACUUAAUGGCCUUGGACAAAGUCUCAACAUACUGAUAAAUGAUUCUGAAAAUUAUCAUGCUUCUCUAGAAGAAAAUAGAAAACUGUACAACGAGAUUCAGGAACUAAAAGGAAAUAUAAGAGUCUACUGCCGGAUAAGGCCUUUUCUUCCUGGGGAGGAUCAGAAAUCUACUAUAAUUGAAUAUGUUGGUGAUAAUGGGGAUCUGGUAAUUGCAAAUCCCACACGACAGGGAAAGGAGGGGAGCAAGUCGUUCAAAUUCAACAAAGUUCUUGGCCCCACUGCUUCUCAAGAUGAGGUCUUCAAGGACAUUGAACCCCUUAUCAGAUCAGUUCUUGAUGGUUAUAAUGUUUGCAUUUUUGCAUAUGGUCAAACUGGAUCAGGGAAAACAUACACAAUGACUGGACCUGAAAAUGCAACAGAGAAUGAACGGGGUGUCAAUUAUAGAGCUCUGAAUGAUCUCUUCCAUAUUUCACAUAAUCGUGGGGAUACCAUCAUGUAUGAAAUAAAUGUUCAAAUGAUUGAGAUAUACAAUGAGCAAAUUCGUGAUCUUCUUGGCAGCAAUGAGAUUAUGAAUGCCAGCCAACCCAAUGGGCUUGUCGUUCCUGAUGCAACGUUGCAUCCUGUUAAUUCAACAUCCGAUGUUAUUGAGUUAAUGAGAAUAGGACUUGCGAACAGAGCAGUGGGUUCGACAGUGUUGAAUGAAAGAAGCAGCAGAUCUCACAGUGUUGUUACCACACACAUUCGAGGUGUCGAUUUGAAAACAGGAGCUACUAUUCGUGGUGCACUGCAUCUUGUUGAUCUUGCUGGGAGUGAGAGAGUGGACCGAUCUGCUGUUACAGGCAAUAGACUCAAAGAAGCACAACACAUCAACAAAUCUUUGUCCGCUCUUGGAGACGUCAUAUUUUCUCUAUCGCAGAAGAAUGCUCAUGUACCGUACCGGAACAGCAAACUUACACAAGUCCUACAGAGUUCUUUGGGCGGCCAUGCAAAAACCUUGAUGUUUGUGCAGAUCAACCCAGAUGUCUCAUCUUAUUCGGAGACUUUAAGUACUUUGAAGUUUGCUGAAAGAGUUUCUGGAGUGGAACUAGGUGCUUCAAAGGCGAAUAAAGAAGGCAAAGAUAUUACAGAAUGUAUGGAACAGCUCUCAGUGCUCAAACAUAAAAUUGCAAAGAAAGAUGAGGAAAUUAACAGAUUACAACAACUCAAGACACAAACUCCAAGGGUCAGGACAGCAAAACGUGCAGAUUCCCCAUUGAAACAUUCGUCCUCCUCCCCAGGCAUAUCUAAUUUAGGAAGCAAAAUCCAUCACAGAAGAACGACAUCUAGUGGAAAGGCAAUGAGCAUUGGCAGCAGGGCUGACUCUGAUAACUUCUCUGACAUCAGUGACAGGCACUCUGAAUCUGGUUCUAUGCAGUCUGUUGAUGAUAUCCUACCACAUAGGGGGAUUAUGGGACUUCCGAAGCUCUCUUUUGGUGCAAUGGGUCAGAAUUCUGCUGACCCUGAGCUUGUUUGCUUUGGCUAUGCUGAUUCAGAAGAGAGAUUAAGUGAUAUAUCAGAUAGUGGUCUUUCCAUGGGUACAGAGACAGAUGUUUCAGGAAGCAGUAUAGUUGAGUUGACACGCUUCCAGGAGCAGGAAAACACAACUAGCACUCAGAAAGAACAAGAGAGUGCACUAAAAACUCCAAAUGAUCGGUUGUCUAAGGUGGCCACCCGAGUCCAGAAGACAACAGCAUCCAAACCAGCUCAAACUUCCUUGUGGCCUAAACUAAGAGAUCCUCCAGCUCUUAGAUCCCCAAUGCAGCUGCUGAAAAAUUACCCUUAUGGCAGUGUAACCUGA
Miscanthus lutarioriparius is the source of this 3732-nucleotide messenger RNA. The record is from the annotation of a GenBank genome assembly. Lineage: Eukaryota; Viridiplantae; Streptophyta; Magnoliopsida; Poales; Poaceae.